Molecule: messenger RNA, 1790 nt
Organism: Amphibalanus amphitrite
Lineage: Eukaryota; Metazoa; Arthropoda; Thecostraca; Balanomorpha; Balanidae
Product: multivesicular body subunit 12B-like
Exons: 8
Coding region: 421-1167 (248 amino acids)
Biological process (GO): regulation of epidermal growth factor receptor signaling pathway; viral budding; virus maturation
Cellular component (GO): ESCRT I complex; late endosome
Source: RefSeq, a predicted model, not a curated record
GCCAUCAUCUGCCAUGACCCAUGAUGUCUGCUGUAAACGUGAAAUUGCAUAAUAACAAAGUUAGUGAAUUACCGUUGCUUACUUUUGACUUUGCUCUGGAACAAGUUUUGAUAUAAAAUCAAAUUAACACAACAACACAUCACAAUAAGUAAUAACCAAGAUUCUUACAGAUCUUUUAUUCAUGAUGUCAUUUUAGCCUUCAAGCCACUGUUGCACUUUAAACAUAACCUUGAGUCAAAAUUAUCACAAAUUUUGCGAGAAGUGGCGCAGCGGUGCUCACAUUUCCUGACAUCGACCAUUAGAAACGCUGAGUGACAACCCAAAGGGCUGUCAUCUGGUGUCACCUUUACCCACUGCUGUCUGGUGCCUGCUGCACCCGCUGGAUAGGUAUCUGGCAACUGGCCGGCAUCCUGUGACGUCAUGUACACGGGCGACCUGGUGUCGGCGCUGCCGCUGCCCGACGAGCGGCCCGUCACCUCUGUGGCGGUGGUGGAGUCCGUCACCGGCUGCCCGCCGGGAUUCACAGUGGUGGCCAAGACCUAUGACCAAGACACAGACGCUGACCUAUGGAAGGAUGGCUUCUGGCGGCGCGAGACGCGGUACUUGUGCCUCUCCAAGACGGAGGGCAACAGCGGCCAUGUGGUGGAGGACGUGGCUAUCGUGGGCGAGCGAGACAUGCCGCCAGAUAGGCACACACCCAUCCCGCACACCACUGAUACAGGAAGCCGCGCCUGGAAGAAGAAGCAGAUCGUGUACAAGGUGUCUCCUGCCGAGACCGCCAUCCGAUUCGUGGUGGACGUGAUCGUCCUGAGCCGGCAGCGCUCCAAUCCCGACGGGUUCUCACUGAUUGGGGAGCUGAACGGCCUCACCGUAUGCUGCAAAUACGGCACCAAGGCGCGGACACCGCGACGCUCGGCCCCGGCGCCGCCCCUGCCAUACACGCCGUCCCCCGGCAGCAGCAGUAACGGUCUGGCGACGCCCAGCACCACGGAUACACUCACUCAGGCGCACGGAGGCAUUGAGGGAGUUCCCUUUGUGAUCAACCCCAAGCUGAGCAAGUCCAAGGAGUUAAAACACUUCACUUUGAACACCAGCUCAAUGACACUGGAAGAGCUGGAAAACCUGACCAACUACGAUUUCACGACGGAGUACGCGACAUUGCAGUAGGCUCUCCCGACACCUGUGACCCCGCCCGCCGCUGUCCAGUCGUCUCCUCUGCAGCACCAGCCGGUCAGACACUGGAGUCUGUCGCGCGUGCGAGUAUAUUGUACGGCAGCACGCGACAUGUGUGAUAUAUACACAACAAUUGGGGGCGAGACGGUACGACGAGACAGUCGGCACGAAGCGGCGCAAUCCGCGUACACUGCAUACUCACCGUCUUUGGCACGGAGUUGACAUUCGGAAGCGACAGUAACCACUGAUGGCAGGCGCUAGACGAUGCGUCGGGCGCGUGCACCGAUGGCCCCACCGUAAUGCGUGUAAAUGCCUCGAAUCUGUACACAGGCCUCGCAGGCACACUAAGCACGGACAAAUGCCAUUGAUAAACGGAUAAAAUAGCGUAGACAAGAGCAGCAAAAUGGAAAACUAUCGUCUCGAAGACGGGGCAGGAUUGCGAGACGCGCGCCGAGCGUCCGCCGGGGAGGGUGUGACGCGCUUUCACGUCACCGCCAUCGCGCGAGCACGCGGGUGACGCUUUGUCCAGGACGCCAAGAUGUAUGACGUGCGUCAGGCUGGACCCGAUAUGAUGUGUGAUCUUGUGAUGAUAUAUGCCAAUAUACUACGAUGAGCGG